Messenger RNA from Naegleria gruberi, 315 nucleotides. RefSeq lists its product as uncharacterized. Lineage: Eukaryota; Heterolobosea; Eutetramitea; Acrasida; Naegleriidae. The transcript has a single exon. Gene Ontology annotation, cellular component: intracellular membrane-bounded organelle; membrane. Bases 1 to 315 code for a protein of 104 amino acids. The record is from RefSeq and is a predicted model, not a curated record. Gene Ontology annotation, molecular function: heme binding.
AUGGUGAGAAACAUUGCACUCUCUGAAGUUGAAGAACAUGGUCCAAAUCAUCAAGAUCCUUGGAUUAUUAUCUCGGGAAAGGUUGUAGCCUUUGGAACGUAUAAGGAUGAACAUCCGGGUGGUGAAGAUGUCAUUCUCGAAUGGGCUGGUAAGGAUGGCACAAAGGCCUUCAAUGAUGCUGGUCAUGGAAGUAGUGCUAAGAGUGACAUGCAAAAGUAUAUAGUUGGAGAGUUUGAGGGUGCAUCCGAUGUUGCUGCAGCCUCAUCAGAGACUGCUCCUCAGGAAGGUGAAAAGAAGGAAUGUUCCAUUCAAUAA